GUAUUAAUGCAUUGAUUGUGUUGUGCGUCGACUCCUAAGUGUUAGUCUAGACUUGAAUUGUGUUAAUAAUAAUAAUAUACACAAACAAUAGCCAAAUAAUGAGUGCCAUCGAUGUCUUAAGUAUGUUAUGAUUGAUACCAUAAACAGCAACUGUCACCACAAGCACAAUGUCGGGAACUAUUCUGGAGAAUCUGUCAAACAAGAAGUUAUCGAUUGUCUUAUCGAUAAUUCUUGUCAUUCAAUUGAUAUCCUUUUUCAUUGGCGCCUUCAUCGCACCGGCUCCUUCCAGCACCGAACAGGUGACGGCCACCAAAUGUAUUACCGAAAAUCCCAAAGAAUUGGCUAUUCCUCGGGCAGUGGUUCAGCCAAAUAAAAUUCAAGCACAGAAUUGCCGGUCUUUUGAAGAGACAAUGAUUGGUCACAGUAACAUAACAUUUGCAUUUCAACUGCCACUUCCUCGAGAGGGCUUUCAACUGGAUUACAGUCGUUGGCAGCAAAACUUGUUGACAAUUCUGGUACCGGACGUGAUGUACGACAAUCGUAUGUCCACUCAUCGCGGCAACAAUAACGACGAAUAUGUCAAUUCAACCAUCAGAUUGAAUGUGCGAUUAGCCGUCAGAAAUAUUGGCGACAAGAAUUGGAAAAUGUAUGCAAACAAAUACAAUCUUAAGAGAACUAUUUCCUGUAAAAUUGAGGCAAACAAACGGAUCCAUGGCUAUAAAUAUGAUUGCGAUCUCAUACAACUCUUUGAAUUGCAAUCAUUGUUUUAUGACUACUACUUAAUUAAUCUGCAAUUUGCCGAUUCGGAUAAUGAUUUGGGCGCCUAUUUAAGUGAUUUGCAAUUAGUAGAGAUUCACCAAAACGGUGGGUUCACUAAAAUCUGGUUAUUCCUAAAGUCAGUGUUCACUUUCAUAACAUUGCUGACACUGCUCUGGUUUUCAAAACGUUUGGGACAAUUACACCGCGAAACGACUUUAUUGGAGAAAACGCUGAUUGUAUUGGGAUGUGCUAUAACUCAACUGAACAUUCCGGUCGAGUUCUUGAGUUUAUGGUUUGACAUUAAAUUGAUGUCAUUUCUGUGUGAUCUAAGACAAGGAAUAUUUCAUUGCGCUCUUCUGUCGUUUUGGAUUAUAUUCAUUGGCGAACAUCUAUUGGACGGUAUUCAUAGAUCCCGAUUAUCUUCAUAUUACAAACAAUUAAGUAUCGUAUUGGUUGCAUAUAUGGCACUAUUUGUAUUUGAUUUGAGUGAACGAGGCAUCCAAUGGUUUGAUCCCUUCUUUACCAUUUGGGAAGUGGACUCAAGAUUUGCUUUGAUUUUUAUCAUAACCGCCAGUAUUGCUUCAAUUGGUUAUUUCGCUUUCUUGUGCUAUCAUAUCUGGAUUGCAUUUAGAAACAUAUCAACAAAACAAACUACUUUACCAUCGAUGUCAUCAACACGUAGACUGAUAUACCAGGGAAUCAUUUAUCGGUUUAAGUUUCUUCUAUUGGCAACACUAGUCUGUGCGGCCGCAACUGUUGUCGCCUAUCUGAUGGGUCAGGUCACUGAGGAUCAGUGGUAUUGGGAUGAUAUGGACAACUAUAUAGCACCGCUACAGUGGACAAGUGCUAUGUUCACAACUGUCUACGCCCUCUGGAAUUGCUAUGUAUUAACACUACUUAUUCUGUACGCCCCCUCACAUAAAGAGUUGGCCACAAGUGUAGACUCGAUGUCUGAAGAAAUAGAAUUCAAUCGUUUGACCGAAAAUGAAGAAACCACCGAUAAAACCGAAGGACACGGAAGUACAUCGACUACUGAGUCAAAUGAUAUGAGACUUUUGCAACAAUUGGCCACAAAAUCCAGUAUCGAUUAAAAUCUUAAUAUUUACUCAUUAUUUGUGUAUAAUUUUUAUUACGUUAAACUUUUUUUCAC
Oppia nitens is the source of this 1909-nucleotide messenger RNA. RefSeq names its product protein wntless-like (gene wls). The record is from RefSeq and is a predicted model, not a curated record. The transcript has 7 exons. The coding region runs from base 168 to 1850 and encodes 560 amino acids. Gene Ontology annotation, molecular function: Wnt-protein binding. Gene Ontology annotation, biological process: intracellular protein transport; Wnt signaling pathway; Wnt protein secretion. Lineage: Eukaryota; Metazoa; Arthropoda; Arachnida; Sarcoptiformes; Oppiidae. Gene Ontology annotation, cellular component: organelle membrane; endomembrane system.